Messenger RNA from Labrus mixtus (cuckoo wrasse), 876 nucleotides. It is a transcript of the gene denr, whose product is annotated as density-regulated protein. Lineage: Eukaryota; Metazoa; Chordata; Actinopteri; Labriformes; Labridae. The transcript has 7 exons. Bases 11 to 610 code for a protein of 199 amino acids. Gene Ontology annotation, molecular function: translation initiation factor activity; mRNA binding. The record is from RefSeq and is a predicted model, not a curated record. Gene Ontology annotation, biological process: formation of translation preinitiation complex; translation reinitiation.
AUACAUUGUGAUGGCUACUACUGAGAUGGAGUCUGGUUCCUCAGAAAGCAAAUCAGAGCAUGGACCAGUUGACUCCGAUUCAAAGCACCCACUGAAAGUCCUUUAUUGUGGAGUGUGCUCUCUACCUACAGAGUACUGUGAGUACAUGCCGGAGCCAGCCAAAUGUAGGCAUUGGCUUGAGAAGAACUUUCCGGAUAUAUUUGCGAGAAUGACUGUAGGCCCGGCAUCAAAUGCGCCCAAGCAGGAAACCGGCACUGGAGAAGCUCCCCCUGUAGGCGAGGAGGAGGAGAAGAAGAAACAGAAGAGAGGUGGAAGAGGCCAGAUCAAACAGAAAAAGAAGACGGUGCCUCAGAAAGUUACGAUAGCAAAGAUCCCAAGAGCCAAGAAGAAAUAUGUCACACGGGUUUGCGGCCUGGCAACAUUUGACAUUGAACUCAAAGAGGCUCAGCGGUUCUUUGCUCAGAAGUUCUCUUGUGGUGCCUCAGUGACAGCAGAUGAUGAAAUAAUCAUUCAGGGAGAUUUUACAGAUGACAUUAUCGACGUGAUUCAAGAGAAGUGGCCUGAGGUGGAUGAUGACAGCAUUGAUGAUCUGGGCGAAGUGAAGAAGUGAAGACCAAAUAUGCACUUUUAAUGAAACGGAUGUGACCUGUAACAGCAACAAACACCUGGCCAAAUGCACACAUUGAUUCAUUUUCUACCUAUUUUAUUUACUGUUCAUAAAAAGCUGCGGACUUGGCCACUCACUUGGCAUUAUUAUUUUUUUUUUAAGCUAAUAACUGCUUCCUCUCGUUUGCCAAAGGUGUGGUAUGACGCGAAUCCCUCCCAAAUGUUCUUCACUCAAACAAACUGUAGGCUAAUAAAUUUCAGUCUCCUUCA